Messenger RNA from Lachancea sp. 'fantastica', 1149 nucleotides. The record is from the annotation of a GenBank genome assembly. NCBI's taxonomy places the organism in Eukaryota, Fungi, Ascomycota, Saccharomycetes, Saccharomycetales, Saccharomycetaceae.
AUGGGUCUUCGUUGGGUCGCCAAGCGGGUGAUGGCCCAUAGAUACCAUACGCUGCCAUUGCUCGACACAAACCAACUCGUUUUGAAGGGAAUGCCCUUCGAAGGUACCAUACCGAGUCGAGACUACAUGGAGUACAUCACCGUCCGUCAGCAGACAGGCCGCAAUUUUUUUUCGCCCAGGAAACGCAUGCAAGGUCAUGUUCUUCCAUCUGUCUCGCCUUUCGAUAAUGUUCUGGCGCAUUGUAUGGCACGUUGGUUGCUGGUCGACUACAAGCUCAAUGCGUAUCCUUAUUUCGAUCUCAACAUCCUAACAGUAUACACCGAUCUGCCCCAAUCGCUGCGGUUCUCGCGGAUGAUCUUGAACUACUAUGAGCAAACGGUACCGCAAGAGCUGUACCAGCGCAUCAACUUUUUCUUGCUGCCGCUUCACAGCACGAAUGGCGUUAAAGUGGACGUGCCAGACCCUAAAAUAACAGUCAUGCAAGAUGGCAUGUUCUCCUACUCGCCUACUUUCCGCAUUGAAGACCCGGUGUACAUUAUGAUGGCCAAUGACGUCCUGCGACAUCUCUCCCAGGACUAUGUUCGCAGAUUACCAUCUCUUGAAUGGGAACAGCGUUAUUUCGACUUUCUUCCCGAUGGGAGUCGCAGUGAAAGAUUCAGUAGAGAAAUCGACUAUUGGUGCAACGUUACAUUAAAGAAUUUGGCAUCCGCAUUGGAAGCUAGCAAGGUGUCUGAAACUUAUAUCCCUACAAGACUUGUACAAUUGUUCACUCUGCUCGAGAAAUGUGCGCCUGAACAUAAACUCAUAGCCAUCGAUGCCGCUCAGCGCCAAAAACCAUCGUCAAUGUCGAGCAUUUUCCAAUCUUGGUUUGGCUCAGGUGCCAGACGCUUUAAAGCUUUCGAGCCAAACGGUCCCUCGGAUCCAUUGAGGUCCGAGGAGGCAACAUCUUUCGUCUCAGAUUUUUCUGAAGUACGCAAGAUAUAUGCAUCUGUCUAUGAUGGGACAAAAAUCUGCCAAUCUGAGGAACUUGCUGACUUUGCAGGGAACUGGCUUGACUUGGAGGAAAGCGAACAAAUCUUGGGCGACAAGGAUCUGGCUUUGAGAGCGCGUUGGAUGAAAAAUGCGGAUAUCGAUGUUCUCUAUAGCUGA